AUGGUCAAGGUUCUGUGCGUCCUUUACGAUGGCGGCGAGCACGCCAUGAAAGCCUGUUUCGGCGACAAGGACACCAAGAAGCCCGAGCCCCUCCUUGGCACUAUCCAGGGCGAACUUGGUCUACGGGCCUGGCUCGAGAGCCAGGGCCACACCCUUGUCACCACCUCGGACAAGGAGGGAGCAAACUCCAAGUUUGACCAGGAGCUCGUCGACGCCGAAGUCAUCAUCACUACCCCCUUCCACCCCGGCUAUCUCAACGCCGAGCGUCUCGCCAAGGCCAAGAAGCUCAAGCUCGCCAUCACCGCCGGCAUCGGCUCCGACCAUGUCGACCUCAACGCCGCGAACAAGACCAACGGCGGCGUCACCGUCGCCGAGGUCACCGGGAGCAACGUCGUCUCCGUCGCCGAGCAUGUCGUCAUGACCAUCCUUGUCCUCCUCCGCAACUUUGUUCCCGCUCACGAGCAGAUCGAGCGCGGCGACUGGCAGGUCGCCUCCGUCGCCAACAACGAGUAUGAUCUCGCCAAGAAGGUCGUCGGUACCGUUGGUGCCGGCCGUAUUGGAGAGCGUGUCCUGAGGCGCCUCGCACCCUUCGAGUGUGCCGAGCUCCGUUACUUUGAUUACCAGCCCAUGCCCGACGAUGCGGUUAAAGCUACGAAAUGCGUCCGUUAUGAGAACCUCGAGGAGAUGUUGAAAGGUUGCGAUAUUGUCACCAUCAACUGUCCGUUGCACGAGAAGACGAAAGGGUUGUUCAACAAGGAACUGAUCUCCAAGAUGAAACCGGGAUCCUACCUCAUCAACACCGCCCGCGGAGGCAUUGUUGUCAAGGAAGAUGUCGCCGAAAUGCUCAAGUCUGGCCACCUCGCCGGCUACGGCGGCGACGUCUGGUUCCCACAACCUGCUCCGAGGGAUCAUCCUCUGCGAACGGCCAAGAACAUCUAUGGCGGCGGCAACGCCAUGGUUCCUCACAUGUCCGGCACCUCGAUCGAUGCGCAAGAACGCUACGCCAACGGCACCAGGCUUAUUCUCGAGAGCUAUCUCUCUGGCAAGCACGACUAUCGGCCCGAAGACCUGAUCGUUCACAAUGGCGACUACGCCACCAAGGCAUAUGGACAGCGAAAGUGA
Messenger RNA from Drechmeria coniospora, 1122 nucleotides. RefSeq names its product formate dehydrogenase. Gene Ontology annotation, molecular function: formate dehydrogenase (NAD+) activity; oxidoreductase activity, acting on the CH-OH group of donors, NAD or NADP as acceptor; NAD binding. The record is from RefSeq and is a predicted model, not a curated record. The coding region runs from base 1 to 1122 and encodes 373 amino acids. The transcript has 5 exons. NCBI's taxonomy places the organism in Eukaryota, Fungi, Ascomycota, Sordariomycetes, Hypocreales, Ophiocordycipitaceae. Gene Ontology annotation, cellular component: cytosol.